AUGGGGAUUGGGGAAAUUGGGAUGAUGAGAAACCCCCCAAAAUUAAAUAAUCUAUAACUCCUUGAAUUCAGCAAAGUUUGAUUGUGUUUGCAGUCACACACCUACAUUUGUUUUCUUUCUUUACAAUUUUCCAAACAAAUUGUCACUGAUAUAACAUACACUUUCUCUUUAGUUCUUUUCUUUUUAUGUCAUAUUCUGUGUCUUCUACUUUUGUUUCUACUCUCCAACAAGUCCCUCUUGAAAGUAAAUUAGAUGAAUGGUACCACACCACAAAGUAGCUAGCUCUUCUUUUUAUAUGUAUACAAUGGUCUAUUAUUAUUAUUAUUAUUGUCAUCUAUUUCUCUUUCUUUUUUGACUUUGCAAUGAAAAGCAACUCUAUUAUUUUAAAAAUUUGGUUUGAAAUUUCAGUCCCUUAAUUAAGGCUCUAUUAUUUCCUUGCUAUUUACAUCAGCAGUUAUAUAUAUAUUUAGGUUAGUUAUUUGAUUGAAGCUUAAUUGGUUGGAACUUGGAAACACAGCUACCUUAAAGUUGCUUGGUUAUGUUGUCUGAAAUAGUUGCUCCUCGUCUUUCAUUCUCCCUUGAAGACAGCGAGGAGAAGGAUGUUCCUCGAAAAGACACACUGCUUUUGGGUUCAAAUGAAGAUGAAUUUGAGUUUAGCAGAAACAACAGCAUAGAUUACGAGUCAUCUUGUUGUGCAGAUGAGGUUUUCUCCAACGGAGUGAUGAUAACAGAGAAAGAGAAAAGCAACACAAGCAGAAAGCACAUGCGGUAUAUGAAGCUGCCUCCACUUGCAUCGUCACCAACAAGCAAGAGCAAGAAACUAGAAGAGAAGAGAAGCGAGUCAAAGUCUUCAUUCUGGGGAUUCGGUAGAAGCAAGAGUCUCAACAACUGUGAUAGAAAGAAGAAGUUGAUGUGUUCUUCGAGUCCUUUAAUGUUGUCGCGUAGCAAGUCAACGGGAUCAGCAUCAGUUCCUGUUCCAAAGAACAACAAGCAGCAAUCCAGAUCAGCGAUGAUGAAUAUGUAUCCUCCUCGAUCAUCGUCAUCAUCAUAUGCAAAUAAUGGGCAUCGUGUUAGUCCUGUAUUGAACGUUCCAACCCCUGUUUCUCUCUUUGGUUUGGCUUCUUUCUUGCGUCUCGGAAAUUCAAAUAAGCUUCGUAAGACUACCAAGAACUAAUUAAUCAAUCAUCUUCUUUUUGCCUUUAGCUUUUCGUUUAUCAUUUUAUCAUGAAUCAAGUCUUAAUCAUGUACCUGUACAUAUGUCUUUAGCUUGUUCAUAUUAUGUCAAUGUGAAACGAUGCUCUUUCAGUUCAACUAA
This is a messenger RNA of Arachis duranensis, 1315 nucleotides long. RefSeq lists its product as uncharacterized. Lineage: Eukaryota; Viridiplantae; Streptophyta; Magnoliopsida; Fabales; Fabaceae. The coding region runs from base 539 to 1174 and encodes 211 amino acids. The transcript has a single exon. The record is from RefSeq and is a predicted model, not a curated record.